Dipodomys ordii (Ord's kangaroo rat) is the source of this 1314-nucleotide messenger RNA. RefSeq names its product putative tripartite motif-containing protein 75. The record is from RefSeq and is a predicted model, not a curated record. The coding region runs from base 1 to 1314 and encodes 437 amino acids. NCBI's taxonomy places the organism in Eukaryota, Metazoa, Chordata, Mammalia, Rodentia, Heteromyidae. Gene Ontology annotation, molecular function: zinc ion binding; protein binding. The transcript has a single exon.
AUGGCCUGUGCAGCCUCCCUGGCUGAGCUCCAAGCACAGGCCACCUGCCCCAUCUGCCUGGCUUACCUGAGUGACCCGGUGACCACUGAAUGCGGACACAACUUCUGUCACUCCUGCAUCCUCCAGUGUUGGGAAGGUCUCCAAGACACCUUCCCUUGUCCCACCUGCCUCCACUAUUGUCCCAACGAUGUCCUCCAUAGCAACACGCAGCUAAGCCACCUGGUUGACAUCGUCAUGCGGCUGGCAGGUUCUGAGAGCAAGAGGCAGCUGUGUGAGCAGCACGGUGAGGUCCUGAGCUUGUUCUGUGAUGAUGACCUGCAGCUGUUGUGCGCCCAGUGCAGGGUCUCUUCUGAUCACCACCAGCACCACCUCAUGCCCAUCAGUGAGGCCGCAGCAGCUCAGAAGGAGAAGCUGAACGACUGCAAGAAGCACCUGAAACGGCAGGCGAGAGACGCCAAGACAGAGUACCAACGGCAAAUUUCCAAGUCCAUUCAGCUGAUUCCUAAGAUACAAAAGUGGAAGGAGGAAUUGCAAUCGGAGUUUAGACAUUUUCAACACUUUAUGAGCAGCCAGUGCUCGGUGAGCAUCAGCCGUCUAUAUUAUGAUGAGAAAACCAUCGAAACCCAGCUGCUGGCCAACACAAGUGAGAUCUUGGAGCACCUCACUAUGCUGAAGAGUCUACUGAGUGAAAUGAAAGAGAAGACUCUACAAGCAGAUGUAGAUUUGCUGAGAGGGGUUAGGAGCCUUCAGGAGAGGUACACAGCCAUCCACCCCCCCAGAGUGUUUUCCUAUGAGUUAAUGGAGAAUAACCCUUUCCCUCCACAUUAUUUUGGCCUGGAGAAAAUGAUGAGCACAUUUCGGGUGGAUUUGACAUUCAAUCCUCAGUUUUCACAUCCUGUUCUGAAAGUCUCCCAAGAUAGAAAGACUGUGACGUUAGUGGGUCAAUCAGCUCCUUCUCCUUUCAGUGCAAUGAUCCACACCCAGGAGAGACUUCAAAACGGAAGGUUUUUUUGGCAAGUAGAGGUAAAAGGCACAGGGCAUUGGUCCAUGGGGGUGUUUCAGAAAUCUGCCUCAAAAGAUUUGAUGGUACCCUGCUUUAAGCGGGAAAGCCAUAAUAUUACCCAGCAUACACAAUCCAGCUUGGUGGAUAGGGUUGGUGCCUUUCUAGAUUAUGAGCUUGGAGAGCUUUCCUUUUAUGAUUUGAAAUGUCGAUCCUGCCUUCAUGUUUUCAAUUCUAAGUUUACAGGUGCACUUGUGCCAUUUUUCUCUAUGAGAUGUAUUUCUCCAUCCUUUCUUUCUAUCAGUUUUGACUAG